AUGGCAGCGAGACGGUCAAAGGCCUCUGCCGACGAUGGUUUGAAUGAGCUCUUCGAAGGGAUCGAUGAGAGCGUAGUAAAGAAGCCUGCUAGUAAAUCUAAGCCGGCUCCCUCUAAGACUCGAGGCGAGAAGCUCAAGAAAGACAUACCUGGACUUGCCGAGUUGGAGGAUGAGCUUGGCGAAGAACCCGUCCGACCCCAUACUCCUCGCGUCAAAGAGACAUCUACCAAGGCACCUGUUAAACGAACUAGUACGGCGACCCCUCCUCCCGGUGCCCCUCGGCAAUCCGAAGACAAGCCAGCCAACGUCGCACGCAAGUCCGUCGAUAGUACUCGCUCCCUCCACGCAAGCUUCACCCCCAGUGCCACCAGCUCUGAUCUCCAGGAUGCCGAGAAGAAGGGGUCAGCCGAGGAGACAGCACCAGGUGCCGGUGGUGGUUGGUGGGGUGGACUGUUUGCUACGGCUAGCGCUACAGCAAAUGCAGCCAUGAAGCAAGCUGAGGCUGCAUACAAGGAGAUCCAACAGAAUGAGGAAGCCAAGAAAUGGGCUGAUCAGGUUAAAGGAAACGUCGGAGCUCUGAGAGGUCUCGGCGACGGUAUCCGUCAGCACGCUUUGCCUACCUUCGCCAACAUUUUACACACUCUUGCCCCUCCUAUCUCUUCGCAUGAGCGUCUACUUAUCCACAUCACCCACGACAUCGUUGGCUACCCAUCGCUUGAUCCUCUUAUCCACGAGGUCUUCAGCCGGGUCAUGUCGCAAGUUGAGGGCGGCGACCUCCUCGUCAUCCAACGCGGUCAUGAGAAUACCGCUCGACGAUCAUCAGACGCCUUCUACAAGAGUUCUUCCAACUCUGCCGGCUGGCGCGAUGGUCCCUGGUGGAGGCAAGUCGACUCACCUCGCGAUCUAGGUGCUGUGAAAGGUAUAAUCGAGGGGACUAAGCUCUGCCGCGUCAGUGCGGAGAGUUAUUCCCAUGACUACUUCGCGGCUAGUGGUGGCGUUUCCGAGGCGCAAAAACGUGCUCUAGAGCCCGUGAGCGAGGAAAAUCCCGUGCGAACUAGUGACAUCUUCCUCGCUGUCCAGCCUAUUAUCGUAGACGCAGACCCUGCUCUCUUCGCUGGUAGCACAGCUGGUGAGGCAGAGAAGGAACCUAGCGCCGUAGCCGACGACAGCAGCACAGACCCCCACAUCUGCUUCGCCGUCUAUGUCCUCGACCCGAUUCAUGACAUCGUGUACAGCACCGUGAGUCAGUACAUUCCAGCGAAAUGGAUUCGCUGGUUGGAUGCGCCGGCACCUCUGACGCCUGCCAGCGGCGAGAGCGAGCAGCAGCUAGGUCUAGAUGGGAUAAACGUUCCAGACGAGAUCCGGGAGAUUGUAGAGAGCGGUGGCGUGGACCCGCGUGAAUGGGUUGCCGAAUGGGUCGAGGAGACGCUGAGCUUGAGUAUCGGAGUCGUAGCCCAGCGGUAUGUGGCUCGUCGGAUGGGUGUUGGUGAAGGGGGGCUUGGAAAGGGGAAACAGAAGGUUGAAGAGUUGCUUCAGGGGGGUGGAGGUGAGGCGGCUAGGGCUGGGCUUAUUUGA
This is a messenger RNA of Daldinia childiae, 1575 nucleotides long. RefSeq names its product Maintenance of telomere capping protein 1. The record is from RefSeq and is a predicted model, not a curated record. The transcript has 2 exons. The coding region runs from base 1 to 1575 and encodes 524 amino acids. Lineage: Eukaryota; Fungi; Ascomycota; Sordariomycetes; Xylariales; Hypoxylaceae.